AUGCUCUCAACCGGCGAACGACCUCAACUACCCCUCAGUAGCAAUGCUGCUGUUAUCGAUGCAUCUCGAAGAACACCCGUUAGCAAAGAUUCGUUGAACCAUUCGACUACGCCCAUGUGGACGGAAAAUUCCAAAGCAGAGAACAUCCAACAUAUAUGGGUCGUCACAGGCCCCGCCGGAUGUGGGAAAAGUACAGUUGGACGAGGCAUACAGAUGGCAUUAGGGGUUCCCUUCCUAGAGGGCGAUGAUUUCCACCCCCGAUCCAACAAAGAAAAGAUGAGCAAUGGGAUCCCUCUUACAGACGCGGACCGUUGGGACUGGCUCAUUUCCCUUCGCAAUGCGGCAACCGAGGCCCUCUCUCCGUCAGAAACCAACAAUUAUGUUCCUCCUUCCGGCGUGGUGGUGGCUUGCUCGGCCCUUAAGCAGAAGUAUCGCGAUGUGAUGCGGAUAGCCGCCUACGGCUCUCCGUCUGUCCAAAUCCACUUUGUCUAUCUCAAACUGGAUGAAAAGACGCUCUUCCAGCGUGUCACGCAGCGAAAAGCUCACUACAUGAAGAGCACCAUGGUCCAAUCGCAACUGCGCGAUCUUGAAGAGCCCAAAGGCGAGUGGGAUGCACUCACUGUUGAUGCCAAUCACCCUCCUGAGCAAGUCCAAAAGGAAGUCCUAGAGUUGGUACGGAACAAGCUCGCUGAAUACAACUAA
Messenger RNA from Aspergillus tanneri, 702 nucleotides. RefSeq names its product gluconokinase. Lineage: Eukaryota; Fungi; Ascomycota; Eurotiomycetes; Eurotiales; Aspergillaceae. The transcript is spliced from 2 exons. Gene Ontology annotation, cellular component: cytoplasm. Gene Ontology annotation, molecular function: gluconokinase activity. The record is from RefSeq and is a predicted model, not a curated record. The coding region runs from base 1 to 702 and encodes 233 amino acids.